Messenger RNA from Fragaria vesca subsp. vesca, 860 nucleotides. RefSeq lists its product as uncharacterized. The record is from RefSeq and is a predicted model, not a curated record. The transcript has 8 exons. Bases 14 to 553 code for a protein of 179 amino acids. NCBI's taxonomy places the organism in Eukaryota, Viridiplantae, Streptophyta, Magnoliopsida, Rosales, Rosaceae.
AGAAGAAUCAAGAAUGGUGAAUUUGGCAGCGAUGUUUGGUAGCAGAAGGCGUCGUGCUCCCAAAUCGCCGGCGAUAGUUGAAAAGAAGGAUACGCGUGGGGGAAGCAAGGUCAGAGGAUCAAAGUAUUCACAUGGUAGUGGUGCUGGAAGACCAAAUAACACUUCUGCUCGUAGGUCGUGGAAAAAAGAUACCAAGUCUGAAGAAAGGAAGAUCGCCCCUUCUCCUCCCCCUUCCAACGAGGGUGCUUCAAGUUCUAUUCGAUUCUUCAGAAUUGUUGGGGACACUUCUAAAGAUAGUAAGCACGAAACAAGUACCUUGGCAAAAGAAUCAAAGAUCAACACAGAUGAUGACUCUUCUUCAUGCUCCAGUGAUCUCGAUGUGGACGCCUUGAAUGAAAGAUGUUAUCAGGAGCUGCGUGAAUUCUUGUCCGAUCUUGAUCCCUAUGACGGUAAGGAGGUGGUCCAUUCAAGCCCCCAAAAGUGGAUCCCACUGGAUAGUAGAUUUGAUUUGAGCAAUCUUCGUCGUUCUCGUUUCCCUGACGGCAUCUGUUAGAUCUUCCUAAAACUUGCUAAGAUUUCGGAUGAUGGUGUCCUUGGGUUUGCUUUGGCCUGAGGGAAGGAAUUGCUGGAUUUUAUUUUUUUACCCAAAUGUUGUUGUACAGACUUCUCUGGGUAGAUAUAUGAUAUAUGAAUUUUUGGUGAAUGGAAUAGAAUUAACAUCCGAAUCCUACUUUUACAAGUUGAGAAUAUUUUAGAAGAAAUGUGAAAAUAAUUUUUUGUUUGUUUUUACUUUAAAGUUAGAGAUCCUAUCUUAUGUUAAUCCUAUGUUAAAGUUGUGUUUAAGUUGUUACAUUUGGUUC